Molecule: messenger RNA, 300 nt
Organism: Rangifer tarandus platyrhynchus (Svalbard reindeer)
Lineage: Eukaryota; Metazoa; Chordata; Mammalia; Artiodactyla; Cervidae
Source: the annotation of a GenBank genome assembly
AUGCUCUGGGGAAGAAGAGCCAGAGAGGAAAGGGAAGGAAGAAUGAUAUUCCCACUGUGGAAGGGAGGCUACUCUCACUCUGAAGGAUGGAUUUCAGAAGGACAAGAAUAUCAGUUAGAAGGCACAUCAGAUACUUCCUCUGGGUCAUUUCAAACCCUCUCACCCCACCUCUUCUUACAGAAGCCAUUGCUGGAGUAUGUGCUACCUACCUCUCACUUCCUGCACCAGAGAUCCCUGAAGCUUUGGGGGGUGGGGGGUGUCAAAAUCACUGCUGGGCCAAUUGCAGCCUGGAAUUGCUAG